CUCCCCCCUCUUUGCACAUCGGUUUCCUAAAAGUGUUAGAUCAGUCAGUUUCACUUUCCUGUCUAGUGCAUUUCUGUUGAUACAGGACAACUUCAGAUCACCUUUGGCUGUAAUUAAAUAAAAAUGAGGUUUUUUCAAUGAAUAGUUUUAUGAUAACUGUAGGGUUUUCUUUGCAGGCAUCUGCUAUACUUUAUUCAAGUUUCUUCUGAUGGAGGAAUUGUUGGUUGCUAGAAGCAUACCACUUAAGGUGAUAGAAGGGCCUGCAGAAAUGAUAGUCUUAAAAUUCAUUUAGGAGGCUAGAAUAUACAGAGGUAUGUUUCAGAUGUGUGGAUAUGGAAAGUUGGGAAGCCUCCCUCACACGUUGGAUGGCUUGUAGAAAACAAACCACAAGCUUGCACUUGCUCCUAGAUUAACCUAAGGCUAAGUUCAUAGCUUUAAAUAAGAUUCACAUAUUUUUAUGGCAAAGAAGAGCCACACAUCCAGGUACCCCUAAAGUUUUGGAACUUCCCACCCCAACGAUAUUUAUGAGUGGCAGACAAGGAAGGUCUUUGAACACUUUUCUCAUGUACAGCAUUCAAAGAUGCCCUGCAUGCUGGCCAAUUUUGAUAAAAAUACCUGUUUCCUUGACUCACCUAAGUCCAUCUUUAUUUUUCUGAGAUAACUAUUUUAGUCAAAAUUUUGUUUGUGAUUGCAUAAGGAGUAGGAUCUCUUCUUCUGUAAAUAUUUUGAGGGAUUGGGGGAAAGAGAAAUGUAUAUGGAAAGGUGUGCAUGCUUCAUAUGCUGUUAAUGUUUGUGUAGCCAAAUUCAAGGUGGAGUAUCUCGUUUCAGUUUGCAUUCCUGGAUAGUGAUUAAAGGGAGUUUGCCACCUUAACUCUGUGGCACUGUUUCUUAAAAAAAUAAAUACCCCAUAUAGUAGAUACAGUGGGGUUCUCUUUCCCUUGUGUUCUGUUGGAUACAUCCUAGUUCAUUUUAGCUUUUGUUGGUGCUGGAAGUAUUGGUUUUUCCUGGUAGGGGACUGCAUGAUUGUAUCUUCACUUGCUUUCUGCAGUAUACUGUUAAAUGAAUCAAACAAAUGACAUUAAGAUAGCUUUUUCACCUCUUGUGACAUAUCUCUUGGGAAGUUUAGAGCUGUACUUAGUUGGUGUUUAUAGCACAGCUGUCAUUUUGAAGUCAGCUUUAUUUAGUCACUUUUAUAACUGUACAUUUGACAUUCCGGUCAUUUUUCGGAAAAGGGAAUUGUUUGAGUACAGUUUGGUGUUUAUUAUGCUGUAAGGGUCUGGCGCUUAAGCUGUUACUGAGUUUAAUUGGGCGGGCUUCUCCUGAUGUAUGUUGACAAAACAAGUUUUCUGACUGAUAGUAUGAGUUUAUUUCCAUUAACACUUCACCUGUUCGAAAUUAUGAAGACAGGUUGUUAGAAUAGGGAGAGUACAAAAUAUAGUGAUUAAUGAACAUGGAAAGCAUAAGCAAUACACUUUCUCAUUUAAUCCUUCAGGAACAAGGUAAUCAGCUGAAGAGGAAGUCUGUGAGCAGUGCAAUAAUUCAGGAAAUGAGAUGUUUCAAAACAAAACAAUCUUGUUAAAAUUAUACAAAAAUGUAAGUGCUUUCCAUUGGGUACUCCAUUGGAUUUGGCAGGAAGAAAGAACAGGCUGGAACUGAAUGCCGAGUGCAGAAACUCAUCGUGAUCCAGUGGCAAAGAAUUGUUAAAACUUGCAUUGACAACCCCCCCCCCCCAAUAUAUUGUUUCAGUCUUGAUAAAGCUUGGUAUAAAGUUAACUAUUACAAGGUUGCAGUGACACACUACCUAGAUGAAGUAACUCCUUGAGGGCUUCUAGCCAUCGCUUCAGGGACUGUCUGGUUUCCUGUGUUUUCAGUGCUGAGUUGAAGUUGUUUGCACAUUAAGUUGGCCUGCACUGAAAAACUAUUUGCAGCAGCAUUACUACAGUAUAAAUCUAUGUUCAACUUUUUCCUCAGAGUGGAAAACAUUUCCUGUCACAACUGUAAGCAUUAGAAAAAUACGUUUCUAUAUAAAUCUACUUCUGAUUUAGUUAUUGCAUGAGUGAAUCUGCCCUUCUCCCCCCCCCCUUCUUUGCUCCAGGGGUGUAUUGGCUUUACCAAAAGGUGGAAAUUAAAGGGACCUUGAAGAAAGACUUCCUUGCACAUCCUAGGGCAGCAUCUUGCUUAGUUAAUUAUAUGCACCAUGAAUGAACCAACUUCUAGUGGAAGUGGGCAAGACUUUGAUGUAUUUAGUGUAAUGGACUGGAAGGACGGAAUUGGUACCUUGCCUGGAAGUGAUCUGAAGUUUCGUGUGAAUGAGUUUGGUGCCCUAGAAGUAAUCACCGAUGAAACAGAGAUGGAAAGUGUUAAGAAGGCUACAGCUACCACAACCUGGAUGGUGCCUACUGCUCAAGAAGCCUUCUCAGAAAAUACAGAAGUACCACAAAAACUGAAGGAAGCUAGCAAGGUUGACGGGCCUCAUUUCUGUGAACGUUGUUUUCAUUCUGGAACCACAGUGGACUUUGUAGCUGGAGAAAGAUCUUGCAGCCAAAAAUGUGCACAUCAGAUUAAAAACAAAGAGCAAAGGGAGGACAACGAUGUCUCGGAAGUCAAUGAUGAGGACUGUUCCAAGGGCACUCAAAAAAGAAAAACCAAAUCGCCCUCAAAAGGAGAAUGUAUGGAAGACAAUGUCAAGAAGUAUGAGGCAAUGGAGGAGAAACCUGAAGGGAGGAUACUAAGAGUCUCUCAGAGAGCCACACGGAAAAGGAAAAGAGAGAUGGCAGUUCUAAAACAGACUUUGAUGUCAAAGGCAAAGAAAACAUGGAGUUGGUCUUCGUAUUUGGAAGAAGAAAAGGCUAUAGCAGCACCACCUAAGAUUUUUAAAGAGUAUCAAUCCUUCCCGUACAACAAAAAUGGAUUCAAAGUUGGAAUGAAACUAGAAGGGGUGGACCCUGAGCACCAGUCAAUGUAUUGUGUGCUUACAGUAGCUGAGACUUGUGGUUACAGAAUUAGACUUCACUUUGAUGAAUACCCAGAGUGUUACGAUUUUUGGCGGAAUGCUGAUUCUUCUGAUAUUCACCCAGUUGGUUGGUGCGAGAAAACAGGACACAAACUUCAUCCACCAAAAGGAUAUAAAGAAGAUGAAUUUAAUUGGUCCUCGUAUCUGAAGAAAUGUAAGGCUCAAGCUGCUCCUAAAUCCUUGUUUGAAAACCAAAACUCAACGGUGAUUCCAUCAGGGUUUCGAGUGGGGAUGAAGCUUGAAGCAGUAGACAAAAAGAACCCUGCAUUCAUAUGUGUUGCUACAGUAACUGACAUUGUGGACAGUCGUUUUCUGGUUCAUUUUGACAACUGGGAUGAGAGUUAUGACUACUGGUGUGAAGCGGCUAGUCCACAUAUUCAUCCAGUUGGCUGGUGUAAAGAGCACAGAAAGACCCUUGUAACCCCUCGAGACUAUCCACAUGCCAAGCAUUUUUCUUGGGAGAAAUAUUUGGAAGAAACUAGUUCUUUACCAGCACCUGCCAGGGCUUUUAAAGUGAAGUCUCAGCUGGACCAAAGAGCUUUUCAGCAGUGGAAGGACACAAUUGCAUACAACACAAAGUCAUUAACAAAGAAACCUUCUCAUGGAUUCCAGAAGAAUAUGAAACUUGAAGUAGUUGACAAGAGAAAUCCUGUACUAAUCAGGGUCGCAACCGUGGUAGAUACUGAUGACCACAGAAUUAAAGUCCACUUCGAUGGCUGGGAUAGUAUUUAUGAUUAUUGGAUCGAUGCAGAUAGCCCUGAUAUCCAUCCUGCUGGCUGGUGUGGGAAAACUGGACAUCCUCUUCAGCCCCCACUUAGUCCUUUGGAAUUGGUAGAAGCUUUAGAACAAGGAGGAUGUCCUACAGUGGGCUGCAAAGGAGUUGGACACAUAAAAAGAGCCAGACAUACGGGCCACCACAGUGCUCUCAGCUGCCCAUAUUCUGAGAUAAAUCUGAGCAAAGAACAUAUCCUUUCAGACCGCUUAAGUGGAGAGAUGCCUCAGAGUAUUCCGCCUCUGCAUUGGAACCGGAAGCCAGAAGCAAAUGAAAGAUCUGCAUCUCCUGUAAUCAGUAAUAGAAAAUGUCCCAGUCCCAUUGUCCUAAAAUCUUCAGCUCAUCUCCAUUCAUCAAAGCAGGAAGACACAGAGGUGAAACCUCUUUGCAAAAAGCCUCUAAUGUUUGAUGUCAAAGAAAAGAACUACAGGGGAUGCCAGGCAACUAAGGAUUUUGCAAAGAAAGAUGGCUGUGCAGGCAGGAAGAUGGAAAAUGAAGAGUCAUCUCUAAAUGAAUCCAAAGACACCAAGGAAUCCAGUAACAGGAGUUCCCAUCCUCAGCCAGUUAUUUUGACCUCGAAGUUGACAAUCCCAGCCUUUCCAUUGCGAUGGGAACAGCAGAGUAAACUCCUUCCUACUGUGGCUGGAAUCCCUGCCAGUAAAGUUUCCAAGUGGAGCACAGAUGAGGUGUCAGAAUUCAUACGGAGUUUGCCAGGCUGUGAGGAACAUGGCAAGGUGUUCAAAGACGAACAAAUUGAUGGAGAAGCUUUCCUUCUAAUGACCCAAACAGAUAUAGUAAAAAUAAUGAGCAUUAAGCUAGGACCAGCCCUAAAGAUCUUCAACUCAAUCCUGAUGUUCAAGGCUGCCGAUAAGAACUCGCACAAUGAACUCUGAUGGAAAAGUGACUACAGGGCAGCUCUCUCCAUUGCAGCUCAUGUUUUAUUCAAAGCACAAAGACUCCAAAGGAUCAUCAAGGAGGAACUCUAUAAGGCGAAAAAUCAGAGUGGAUGGAGUGUUGAUUUUCUCCAAGAGCCUGAGCAAACUAACACUUCUGGGAAGUGCUUAAGCUUUUUAGUAAGAUGCUCUUACAAAAGAGUGGGUACUUGAUGUUUACUGGCUGAUGGCUCUAAUUUUCCCACAACUAGCCAUCCUUAAUUUUAUCGGGGAUCCAUUAACUAAGUUAACAUACUAAAAUUAUGGAAAUAAUAUCCUUUUCUAAGGAUACACAAAAUACACACUUCAUGAAUUUACUUCUUCACCAAUGAAUUCCUUUGUAUCGUUUCAUCAUUUUCAUUAAAAAAAAAAUUGUUCGCAGUUUAAAAUAAGUGGACUACAGUUAAUGAAGACUGUUAACAAGUCGUCUUAGUUUCACACAGCAGCUCAAAUUUAACACUUUGCUGUGUACAAUGAAGCUGAUCGAUUUAUUCUGUUGUAUGAAAACAUUGCUGGAGACCAAUGCUAUGUUUUUUUGUUUUUGUUUUUUUGCAUGAUUAAAGAAGUUUAAUGAAUAUUUCCACCAGCAUA
Molecule: messenger RNA, 5308 nt
Organism: Podarcis raffonei (Aeolian wall lizard)
Lineage: Eukaryota; Metazoa; Chordata; Lepidosauria; Squamata; Lacertidae
Gene: L3MBTL3
Product: L3MBTL histone methyl-lysine binding protein 3
Exons: 23
Coding region: 2198-4678 (826 amino acids)
Biological process (GO): regulation of DNA-templated transcription
Cellular component (GO): nucleus
Molecular function (GO): protein binding; zinc ion binding
Source: RefSeq, a predicted model, not a curated record